AUGCUAGAUCGGAGGGACAAUAUCGAGCCAUGCCAUGCCAACACUUGCCAAUGGAUUUUGGAGUUGGAAAAGUAUAAGUCCUGGAGAAGCCAGUCUUGCGGUCUCCUAUGGAUCAAGGGCAAGCCAGGAGCGGGAAAAUCAACUUUGAUGGCAUUCCUCCACGAUACGCUUAAAACAUUGCAAGACGGGACCCAGGGCAUUCGGCUCGACUUCUUCUUUAGCGCCCGGGGCACAGAAUUACAACGCACACCGCUAGGGAUGUUCAGGUCAUUGCUUAACCAGAUAUUUGACCGCGAUAUAAGCGCGCGCCCUCUAGUGCGCGAGACCUACGAACAACGGUGUCGGCAGUUUGGAUCUAGUGAAUCUAAAUGGGAAUGGCCACGAGUGUUGCUAGAAGAGCUACUAGCAGGUGCUAUCCUAGCAUCAGCUAAUCGACAGUCCGUCACGGUUUUUGUGGAUGCUCUCGAUGAAGCUGGGGCUGAGUCCGCUCAGCAGCUUACAACAUACUUCCAUCGGCUUAUUGAUCGUGCAGGAAAGAAGAACUUAGCCGUUCAAAUCUGUAUCUCAUGUCGACAUUAUCCUAUUAUGGGAAACGAUCAGGCUAUGGAGAUCAAUGUCGAGGAUCAUAAUUAUGACGACAUUUCCACAUACAUCAAAGACACCCUUACCGAUAUGGAGGUCGAAGAGGGUCUUGAUCAAGAGACUAGAGAAGUACUGAUGCAGCAAUUAAUUCAACAAGCAAACGGGGUCUUCCAAUGGGCCCACCUCAUAAUGCCUCUUGUUUGCAGGAGAAUAUUAGAAGGGGAGUCGUUUGAUGAAACCCGCCUCUGGUUACGCGACAUCCCAGCCGGCUUAGACGAUGUGUAUACCUACAUCUUAAACAAAGUGAUAGAGUACAAGAAUUGGGAGAACUCAUUUUUACUUUUCCAGUGGAUAUGCCUCGCUGAGCGACCCCUUACAGUGACGGAAAUGCGGUAUGCUUUAGCGGCCAGUAAUUGCAAAACGACAACUAUUUCUCUAAGGGGAUGGGAGAAGGCCAAUGGUUUUGUCGAAAGCAACGAACGCAUGAAGCGAAGAGUCAAGACUCUCUCUGGUGGACUAACUGAAGUAGUCUCAAGUGAAGAUCACGACGAGACUAUACAGGUAAUACACCAGUCGGUGAACGACUUCUUCCGCGCAAAAGGGCUUCAAAUUUUACAUCAUCACGCCAACGGAAUCACAUUACCCACUGAUAGCAACAAGAUUCUCUUUCAAUGCCAAGCGAGUCUCUAUCGAUCAUGCAUGGUAUAUCUAGCCACUAUAGACUUGCCUCAAGAGAUUCUAGAGGACCAGGGAAAAGAAAAAAUCAUCCAGGUUUACUCAUUCCUCAAUUACGCCACCACAAACUUGUUCAUUCACGCAGAAAAAGCCGCCGGCUCUCGGGCGGACGCAGUACAGAAUGAAUCAGAUAUGUUACAGCGGGUGAUAAAUCAAUGGAUUCAGACCUAUCGAGUGCUGAAUCCACAUGAUUUAGCAUGUCCAGCAAAAGGCACAACCCUCUUACAUAUCGCCGCAGCUACCAAUCUGGUUGACAUCAUAGAGCCUGCACUGUUAAAUGGCGAGGACGUCACGAGGGAAGAUGAAAACAGAAGCACAGCAUUGCAUUUAGCAGCAAGAUGGGGUCAUAUACCAGCGGGAAAAAUACUCCUGGACAAAGGAGCGGACCACGAGGCUAGAUGCAGAAAUGGGAGAACCCCAUUAAUCGAGGCGGCAAGGAGAGGGAAUGUGGCAUUUGUCGAAUGGCUUUUGCUUAAAGGAGUGACCCUUGAAAGCACACGAAAUAGAAGUCAAAGUGCGCUACAAGCUGCUGCGUUCGAAGGUCAUCAGGAUGUGGUGGAGAUACUACUAGGGGCUGGAGCAAAGGUCAACGCCCAGGGUGGUUCCUAUGGCAAUGCCCUCCAGGCCGCUGCAUAUGGAGGAUCCACUGAGGUAGUGCGAAUGCUACUUAGCGCUCAGGCUAACGUAAAUGCCCAGGGUGGUGAAUAUGGCAAUGCCCUCCAGGCCGCUGCAUAUCAAAGAUCGAGUGAGACAGUUCGAAUGCUACUUAACGCUCAGGCGGACGUCAAUGCCCAAGGUGGUCUCUAUGGCAAUGCCCUCCAGGCCGCUGCAUUGGGGGGAUCCACUGAGACAGUUCGAAUGCUACUUAACGCUCAGGCUAACGUAAAUGCCCAAGGUGGUGAAUAUGGCAAUGCCCUCCAGGCCGCUGCAUAUGGAGGAUCCACUGAGAUAGUUCGAAUGCUACUUGACGCUCAGGCGGACGUCAAUGCCCAAGGUGGUGAAUAUGGCAAUGCCCUUCAGGCCGCUGCAUAUGGACGAUCCGCUGAGUCAGUGCGAAUGCUACUUGAUGCUCAGGCUGACGUUAAUGCCCAAAGUGGUGAAUAUGGCAAUGCCCUUCAGGCCGCUGCAUAUGGACGAUCCGCUGAGUCAGUGCGAAUGCUACUUGAUGCUCAGGCUGACGUUAAUGCCCAAGGUGGUCUCUAUGGCAAUGCCCUCCAGGCCGCUGCAUAUCAAAGAUCGAGUGAGACAGUUCGAAUGCUACUUAACGCUCAGGCGGACGUCAAUGCCCAAGGUGGUCUCUAUGGCAAUGCCCUCCAGGCCGCUGCAUAUGAAGGAUCCACUGAGGUAGUGCGAAUGCUACUUAGCGCUCAGGCUAACGUAAAUGCCCAAGGUGGUCUCUAUGGCAAUGCCCUUCAGGCCGCUGCAUUGGGGGAUUCCACUGAGACAGUUCGAAUGCUACUUAACGUUCAGGCUGACGUUAAUUCCCAAAGUAGUGAAUAUGGCAAUGCCCUCCAAGCCGCUGUAUUAGGAAGAUCCACUGGGACAGUUCGAAUGCUACUUGACGUUCAAGCGGACGUCAAUGCCCAAGGUGGUCUCUAUGGCAAUGCCCUCCAGGCCGCUGCAUAUGAAGGAUCCACUGAGGUAGUGCGAAUGCUACUUAGCGCUCAGGCUAACAUAAAUGCCCAGGGUGGUUCCUAUGGCAAUGCCCUCCAGGCCGCUGCAUAUGGAGGAUCCACUGAGGUAGUGCGAAUGCUACUUAGCGCUCAGGCUAACGUAAAUGCCCAAGGUGGUGAAUAUGGCAAUGCCCUCCAGGCCGCUGCAUUGGGGGGAUCCACUGAGAUAGUGCGAAUGCUACUUGAUGCUCAGGCAGACGUUAAUGCCCAAAGUGGACCAUUUGGAUCUCCUCUUUCAGCAGCAGUUCAUGAAAAUGAAUCCCACGUGGUUCAGAUACUUCUUGAUGCUGGCGCAGAUGUUUUACUUACAGAUGAUCUCGGUCAUACCCCUUUGCAUAUUGCAUCCUCGAGAGAUAUGCUCCACAUUCUCCAUCAAUUUCCGCAGCUUGCUUUGGCUGUCAACAGCCUGGACAGGUUCUCACAAAGUCCUCUUCAUUUGGCUGUUCACCACGGGCACAUUGAAUUCGCUUUAAUGCUUCUCGAUCUCCGUGCUGAUCCUAGCCUUAUGGAUGGCUAUGGCAGAAAUAUCAUGGACUGGACAUAUGGAAAUCAAAGCCUGAUGCACCAAAUUCGUCCUCAUUGCCCUCAAAUAAUCUUAACACCCAUUGAGACUCAGAAGCUGAGCGUUCGUCUAUCUGUCUUUCAAAUAUCAGAUGCCAUUCUUCAUUCUAGGCUGAAGUCUCUGUGGCCUCUUGUGCAACAACUGGGUCGCUAUUUCUUGUUUCUCGAUGAACUGGACAACGCGCGCUAUCUAUUCCAACUCCAUUUGCUGCAGAUCAAAUCUGAAAACACUCCAGAAUGCUGGAUAUUCUGUGAAUUUUGUAAAAAUCCUAUUACGGACUCUUACUUUGUGUGCAAAAUCUGUGCCCAUGUUGAUCUUUGCUCAGACUGCAUACCGCAAAACUCCAACCACCAUCGAAUGCAUCCAGAUCAACAGCAUGAGAUAUUUGAAGUGCCCAAUACGCUUGAUAAUUGUUGCGAGCUCACUGGAUCACCAUCAGAACAGAUGCGUGAUUUUUUGAGGAAUCUCAUACGCGAGCGUUCCGUGCCGGACACCCAUGAAAUUGAGAUGGAGUCCUCACUUGACUCCGUGCCAGACCCGGCUUUUGACAAGACGAGUCUUGCCUCAAGGACUUUUUUUGACCCAGUAAUAUUGGUGCCUAGUCUUCUGUUUGCGUUUAUAGUGGUUAUGUUAGGAUAUUCUUAUUUUUAG
Messenger RNA from Penicillium longicatenatum, 4203 nucleotides. RefSeq lists its product as uncharacterized. The record is from RefSeq and is a predicted model, not a curated record. Bases 1 to 4203 code for a protein of 1400 amino acids. Lineage: Eukaryota; Fungi; Ascomycota; Eurotiomycetes; Eurotiales; Aspergillaceae. The transcript has a single exon. Gene Ontology annotation, molecular function: protein binding.